UUCCCCUAUAACGCUCGCCUCUCACUCUCACUCUUUCCCUUUCAAACCUUGUCCCGCCUCCUCCUUCCUUCCUUCCUUCCUUCUCUCUCUCUCUUUCCUCCCCACCCGUUUCGUCGCUCUUUCUCUCUUUCUCUCUCCUCUCCUUUCAUUCAAAUUCACUUGUCGCAAUGGCUGACCUGGCUUCAAUGGCAAUGUCGCUUGCCAUGUCCGUUGGUCCAGCAAUCGGAUAUGUUGAUCAAUAUUUAAUUAUCCGCAAGCAUCAAUCAAGUGCCGGAUUUAAUCCAGUAACCUGUGGUAUCCUCUUGUUCUCAAACAUUUUGCGGGUUUUCUUCUGGCUUGGCAAGCGAUUCGACACAACCUUAUUGAUCCAGUCCCUCAUCAUGAUCGCAGCACAGCUGGUUUUGCUGGAAAUUGUUGUUCUAUACAGACCCUUGGAGAAGCAUGAACAAGACCCUCUCUUACAACAUCAUGAUCAACAACCACAGAACAACAACAACAGCAGCAGCAGCAGCAGCAUCAAAAAGCUGUUGUUGCAGAAUUGGAGAACAAUGUGGGCAUGGGACCACUAUCUCGACUAUGUGAAUUUCCUACUGGGACUCACGACUGUGAUUGCGGUUGGCUAUCAACUGUUGGGUCAUCAUGGGUGGUUUGUUGAGACGCUGGGCGUUCUCAGUCUGGGUAUCGAAAGCACGCUCCCGCUCCCCCAAUGUGUUUCGAACUUUAAGCGACGAUCCACCGCUGGCUUUAGUGCCAUUGUGAUGGCGACUUGGUUCGUAGGCGAUAGUUUCAAACUGUUUUACUUUAUUUUCACCCAAGCACCAGUCCAAUUUGAUAUCUGCGGCGCAGUGCAACUUGCCAUCGAUUCCUUGAUCGUCAUGCAGUCAAUCCUUUUCUCCACACGAAUCAAAAAGUGGCUGGGUGUCUCUUUUCCAUCACAUCAUUUUUAUCAUCACUACUCGGCUAUAGAAGAUCUGCAACAACAUUCCCAAGUCAUGUAUGAACCUAUUAUUGCUUAGCAGUCACUCUUUAUUAUUACAUAUAUACGGCGGCUUUUCCCAUACUUCCCCCCUUACAUUAUUUCUUUGCCAUCAGCAUAAUACAUACUUAUACCAUUUAGCUUUUGAAGUAUAUUCCCCCAUAUUCUUGGUAUCAAAGAAGUUUUGUAAUUAUUUCGUUUUGAUCCAGCUAAUAUCGUUAUAUAUUUUUAUGAUCGCAAUACACCC
Zychaea mexicana is the source of this 1223-nucleotide messenger RNA. RefSeq names its product PQ loop repeat-domain-containing protein. The transcript has 5 exons. Gene Ontology annotation, cellular component: endosome; trans-Golgi network. Gene Ontology annotation, biological process: retrograde transport, endosome to Golgi; phospholipid translocation. The record is from RefSeq and is a predicted model, not a curated record. NCBI's taxonomy places the organism in Eukaryota, Fungi, Mucoromycota, Mucoromycetes, Mucorales, Lichtheimiaceae. Bases 168 to 1016 code for a protein of 282 amino acids.